Messenger RNA from Helianthus annuus (common sunflower), 1381 nucleotides. RefSeq lists its product as uncharacterized. The transcript has 7 exons. Bases 96 to 1220 code for a protein of 374 amino acids. Gene Ontology annotation, molecular function: UDP-xylose transmembrane transporter activity; antiporter activity. Gene Ontology annotation, cellular component: Golgi apparatus. Lineage: Eukaryota; Viridiplantae; Streptophyta; Magnoliopsida; Asterales; Asteraceae. The record is from RefSeq and is a predicted model, not a curated record.
ACAUCCUCUCAGUCUUGAAAUCAAUCUUUGUAUUGGCAUCAACUUCAAGUCUUUUAAUGUGAAUUUGGGAUUUUGAUUAUUUGAUUCCAAAGUUGAUGAUGUUCAAAGGAAUGGAGUUGAUUACUUCUGUUUUUGGUAGAAAAUCAUUCCUAAAAAGAAAAGAUAGUGAUGCAGGGGAAGCAGCGCGAGCAUUAGAAGAACUUAGAGGAUCACUCUACAAUGAACUCCGAACAUCAGAAGGAGCUAAACGUCAACAACAACGAUUAUGUGGCCCUGUUGUCGCAUUAACCUUCAAUUUCUUGGUUUCCGUUGGAAUCAUCAUGGGAAACAAACUAGUAAUGGGGAAAGUUGGGUUUAAUUACCCAAUCCUUUUAACCUUAAUCCAUUACACAUCUGCGUGGCUGCUACUCGCGGUUCUCAAGGCUCUGUCCCUCUUGCCACCGUCUCCUCCAACGAAAACGACACCAUUCUCGCUGCUUUUUGCUUUGGGAGCAGUCAUGGCUUUUGCUUCUGGCUUGGCCAAUACCAGUCUCAAGCACAACAGUGUAGGCUUCUACCAAAUGGCGAAGAUUGCGGUUACUCCCACCAUUGUUGUUGCAGAGUUCAUUCUUUUCAGAAAGAUUGUUUCUUUUUAUAAGGUACUCGCGUUGGCUGUUGUUUCAGUUGGUGUAGCGGUUGCAACCGUGACAGAUUUGGAGUUCAAUAUGUUUGGUGCGUGUAUAGCGAUUGCAUGGAUAAUCCCAAGUGCCAUAAACAAAGUAUUGUGGUCUGAUCUCCAACAGAAAAGAAACUGGACCGCUUUAGCGUUGAUGUGGAAAACAACCCCAAUAACUAUAUUCUUCUUGGUAGCUUUGAUGCCAUGGUUGGACCCACCAGGAGCAUUAUCCUUCAAAUGGAACCUCAACAACUCCAUGGCAGUACUCAUUUCUGCACUUCUGGGCUUCCUCCUGCAAUGGUCCGGAGCGUUAGCUCUCGGAGCAACAUCAGCAACAUCACACGUGGUAUUAGGUCAAUUCAAGACUUGUGUCAUCCUUCUUGGAGGCUACUUGCUCUUCAGUUCAGAUCCCGGUUAUGCAAGUAUUUGCGGAGCCUUCGUAGCAAUUUGUGGGAUGUCAGUUUACACAUCGCUCAACAUAAACGAGACUCGAGACACAAGUAAUCACAUACCUAAGCAAACAUUUGAUAAUCAAAACGAAAAAACUGUAGCUAACGGUGUAUGAUAAUCGAGCUUUUCAAGUUCUAACAUCGCAUUCUGACUAGAAAACUUUGAUACGUUUCACAAUCACAACUGCCCCUCAUGAAUCCCUACCUAGUGUUUAAAAAUCACAAUGGCCCAAACUUUGUAUAUAUACAAAUUGGGUCAGUCAAAAUAUAUCCUAUC